GGGGCCACGUCAGCGGGGCGGCGGGGGCGGUGGAGAGUAGGUCGCGGCAGGCGCCAUGCGGCGGGGCGCACUCCUGGCGGGCUCCCUGGCCGCGUACGCGGUCUACCUGGUGCUGGGCGCGCUGCUGGUGGCACGGCUGGAGCGGCCUCACGAAGCUCGCCUCAGGGCCGAGCUGGAGACGCUGCGCGAGGAGCUGCUGCGGCGCAGCCCGUGCGUGGCCGCCCCGGCCCUGGACGCCUUCGUGGAGCGGGUGCUGGCAGCCGGACGUCUGGGGCGCGCCGCGCUCGUCAACGCUUCGGGGCCCGCCAACGCCUCGGACCCCGCCUGGGACUUUGCCUCGGCGCUCUUCUUUGCCAGCACGCUGGUCACCACCGUGGGCUACGGGUACACAACGCCGCUGACCGAUGCGGGCAAGGCCUUUUCCAUUGCUUUCGCGCUCCUGGGCGUGCCGGCCACCAUGCUGCUGCUGACGUCCUCAGCCCAGCGCCUGUCGCUGCUGCUGACCCACGCACCCCUCUCCUGGCUGACCACGCGCUGGGGCUGGGGCCUCCGGCGGGCAGCCCGCUGGCACCUGGUGGCGCUGCUGGGUGUAGCCGUGACCGUCUGCUUCCUGGUGCCGGCCGCCGUCUUUGCCCACCUGGAGGAGGCCUGGAGCUUCCUGGAUGCCUUCUACUUCUGCUUCAUCUCCCUGUCCACCAUUGGCCUGGGUGACUAUGUGCCCGGAGAGGCCCCCAGCCAGCCCUACCGGGCCCUCUACAAGGUGCUGGUCACAGUCUACCUCUUCCUGGGCCUGGUCGUCAUGAUGCUUCUGCUGCAGAGUUUCCGUCACGUGUCGGACCUUCAUGGCCUCACGGAUCUCAUCCUGCUGCCCAGUCCGUGUCCUGCCAGCUUCGGCGAGUCUGAGGAUGAUCAUGUGGGCAUUGUAGACCCCCAGCCAGAACCGCACCAGCAGCUCGCUGCCGACACCCACCCUGACUACGCCUCCAUCCCCAGGUAGCCGGGGCGGGUGCCCUGAGGCUGGUGGGACCCGGCCCGUGGCUGAGGGGCCCCCGUGACUGGAGCGGCUCUAUUGGACCAUCCUUGAGCACAGGCCUGUGUUCGCAGGGUUCAUGAGGCAUUGCCACCAGCUGUCCGUCCUUUGUUGUACCUGUCCCAGGCUCCACGGGCGCCGCCAUGGCCCUGUUUUAGGAUCCCCCUCCCUGCCCCUUCUCUUACUCCCCUAACUCUGGGCUCUCUGGCUUUCCUUCUCACUCUCUCUGUGUCUCAUUCUAUCACUGACUCCAUCUGCCUCUCCCUCAGCCACUCUUCACUGGCCCAUUCUAGCAGUUUCUAGGCUCAGACCUCAUGUCUGGCACCCGAUGGGUCACUAUACUUUGGGCAAGUGGCUGCCCCUGUCUGGGCUUUGAUCUCCUCAUCUGUCAAAUGGAAAGAAUAUAUUCAUUCAUCUAGAACUCCCUCUGGGCAGGCUCUAGGCUGGGCAGCGUGAGGGACCCAGGAGCAUUAAGGUGGCCCUGGGCCCGGCUCUCCAGGGUUCCCAGUCCAGUGAGGAAGACAGAUCUGUCCCCACAUAGCAGCCACCCAGUAUAGGCAGGACUUCAAGGAGGAGGCAGAGAGGUCAGCAGUGUGUUCCAGAAAGCAUAGGUGGAGGGGGCGGGGUUGAGGGGGAGGAAGCACAGAGACUGGGCCCAGUCCAGCCUGCAAGGUCGGGGAGGGCUUCUGGAAGAAGGGAUAAGGACUCAGGGGAAGGUGGUGGACCCGACUUGUUUUUCUCAAGUGACGCUAGGGAGCAAGAUCUGUGUGGAGGAGCCCGGGCAUAGGCCUGUGGGACAGAACCCUCCUUGGCCACCCAACCGGCUGGAAGCUGAGACAGGACCCAGCCUGGAUCCGGACGGCGCAGACAGCCCUGCUCUGAGCUGAGACCCCUGCUCCAGCUGUCCCCACCCUCCCGAGGCUAACUGUAUAAGGUACACUGGCCUCUGGAGCCAGUCUGCUUGGGCUCAGAUCCCAGCUCGGCUGCGUCCUGCCUCUGUCCUCGGGCAGUCACUUCACCUCUGUGAUUCUGAGUUAUGUCAUCUGUAAAAUGGCCACAAGAACAGUAAUUACUUCCAAGAUGAUGUCACAGAGCCGGCCCCGGUAUUCUGUGCUUUCUUUGGCCAGGCCCUGCUCCGGGUACUUUCCAUACGAGGAAGGUAACAUCCUCACCUUUUUCGGCAGAUGAGGAAACUGAGGCACAAGAUCUCAGACACAGAACUAGGAGGUGACAGGUUUUCUGUGUACUGGUACGCAGCUGGUACGUCAGAGCACUUGCUGCCAUGGGCCCAUCUACUGAACCAUUCCUCUGCCAAACCCGGUGGAAGUUACGGAAGGGAUGGGGCAUUUGAGCCGGACCUUGAUAACAUUCAGGAAGAAAGGGCAUGGGAGGCACUCCAGGCAGCGGGAACUGUGUGUGUUUGGAGGUAGGAAAGCCUGUCAAUGUCAGCUUCAGGCAAGUGGUUUACUGUCACCGGAAUAUGGCGGGGGGGGGGAGGAGGGAGGAGCGGUGGACAUGGGUGGAUCUUAAGUGUCCUUAAAUGACCAGUUUGGGAACCUGGCCUCUUUCUUGAAGGCACUAGAGAGCCAUGGAAGGUUUUUGAGCAGGAGAGGGCUGUGGUCGGGUUUGGGCUUUAGCUGCUGUGUGGAGGUGGACCAGAGGGGGAGACUGAGCUGGGUGCACAGGGGAG
Messenger RNA from Lontra canadensis (Northern American river otter), 2720 nucleotides. RefSeq names its product potassium two pore domain channel subfamily K member 6 (gene KCNK6). Gene Ontology annotation, cellular component: membrane. Gene Ontology annotation, biological process: stabilization of membrane potential; potassium ion transmembrane transport. The record is from RefSeq and is a predicted model, not a curated record. NCBI's taxonomy places the organism in Eukaryota, Metazoa, Chordata, Mammalia, Carnivora, Mustelidae. The coding region runs from base 56 to 997 and encodes 313 amino acids. Gene Ontology annotation, molecular function: potassium ion leak channel activity. The transcript is spliced from 3 exons.